This is a messenger RNA of Caenorhabditis elegans, 1078 nucleotides long. RefSeq names its product Large ribosomal subunit protein uL2 C-terminal domain-containing protein (gene mrpl-2). The record is from RefSeq and is marked reviewed. Gene Ontology annotation, cellular component: ribosome. Gene Ontology annotation, biological process: translation. Bases 1 to 966 code for a protein of 321 amino acids. The transcript is spliced from 6 exons. Lineage: Eukaryota; Metazoa; Nematoda; Chromadorea; Rhabditida; Rhabditidae. Gene Ontology annotation, molecular function: structural constituent of ribosome.
AUGAUAAGCUCACUGGCAGUCGAAUUUGGAGCCCUGCGCCUCGCCUGCACAUCUAAGAUCGUAAUGGCGACACGAAAUAUGCCGGCGCGUGGCACAAAACCACUGCCACGUCAUCUCUGGGAUAUGUCGGAUUUGGAAGAGAAAACAAGCGGUCAAUACACACAUAAACCGCUCAGAAUUAAUCGAUUGGGUGGUCGCGACCCGGAAACUGGCCGAAAAGUCAAUCAACACAUUGGAGGAGGAGUGAAAUUUGAUUAUUUCAUGAUUGACUUUCAUAGAAGAGGCCCAGCCGACCAAGGAGCCACCUAUGAUGAGAGAAUUCUCGAAAUUCGUCGAGAUCCCAAUCGGACCUGCCAUAUUGCUCUCUGUGCCGGAAUUAAUGGAAAACGAUGGAUUUUGGCCACAGAAAACAUGAAAGCCGGUGACGUCAUCUCAACAAGCGGACAUUUGUCUGAAAAUCCAGUGAUUGGAGUCGAAGGAAAUGCGUAUCCAAUUGGAUCUUUGGCUGCUGGAACUGUUAUUAAUAGCAUCGAACGCUACCCAACAAUGGAUUCGGAAACAUUUGUAAAAGCCGCCGGAACUUCAGCAACAAUUGUUCGUCAUCAGGGAGAUUUUACAGUUGUUAAGCUCCCACAUAAACAUGAAUUCUCACUCCAUCGCACAUGUAUGGCCACAGUUGGACGACUUUCACACGCUGAUAUUGAUGGAAAAAUCUUUGGAUCGGCACAGAUGCAUAGAAGAUUCGGAUACAAAAUGUCCUCUGGCCUAUUCCAUAAAAAAGACGGUUACUUUGGCCGUAAAGUCCGUGCACUUCCGCCUGUUCGGAUCCUCGACACCCCACCACAGGCUCCGCCUCCAAAUCAGAGAUUCACACUGUCGAAGAAGGAUCUAUCAGGAUUACAUGGGCAUGCAAAGGUUCAUAAUUUGAUUCCAGCUGGAUAUUCGACACGGGAUUAUCCUGAAUGAAAUUAUUAUAUCGAUUUUUUAGACAUUUUGUUUUUAUUGAUUUUUUUCUUCUUUUUGUUAUUUUCCUUUUUUUUUACACUUUCAGAACAAAUAAAUAGUGGUAGACUUUUUA